UAUUGCCAAACCUGCAAAGACAGGGCUGUACUGAAUGCAACGUAAUUUUGACCCAUGUUCCAUUAGCUGAGCGGCCCUGAGGGCACGAGGCUUCCGCGCGGGACUGUAAUGCUACACUGUCCUCCCUCUCCGGCCAGUUCAUCCUCAGCAGCGCAGAGCUAUGGACCUGAAACCGUAGUGCUCCUCCAACACAGCAUAUCUGCAGUCACCUGCGACUCCAAUAGGCAAUCAAUAUUGAUAGAGUAUUUGUGAGGAUUACAGCCAUAAGGCAAUACGUCGCGGGGGGAAAGGCUGGAAUUAUGAAGCGCUGUCAACAUGUCUAAGGCCACUGUUAAGAAGCUGCACUGGCGCUCGAAAGUGCAGGAGAGCUUCGUCCCACUGGGCGGAGCCUCGGGAGAGCUUGGUGUGGCCAUUGGAGGUGGUGCAGAUUAUGGAGAGUUCCCAUUUGUUACAGCAGCACCUGGGGGUGGAGCCACUGUUGGUGACAUCAUCCUAGAGAUUGGGGGUACGCCUGUCCUGGGAUUGACCUUGGGAGAUGUAAGAGGGGUUCUGAACUCAUGUCCACAUCCCAUUCGGAUCAAAACCGUCUUACCAGGCUCGACUCUCUGUAAGGAUCUGAGACUUUACCUGAGCAAGUGUUUUACACCCGGAUCAAUGGACAGCCAACUCCAACAGGUCAUACGAGAGAACCUCUACCUGCGCGCUGUGCCCUGUACGACCAGGCAACCACGGGAUGGAGAGAUCUCAGGAGUGGAUUAUAACUUUGUGUCCAUUGAGGAAUUCUUCUCCCUGGAAGAGUCUGGAGCCCUGCUGGAAAGUGGGAAGUUCAAAGGUAACUAUUAUGGCACUCCUCGGCCGGUCCAUAUCGGUCCUGACAGCCCACCCAUUACGUACCAGGAACAUCGAAACCUUCUGAGGAACUUUCGUACCCGCAGCAAAUCGCUCAGCAACCUGGAAAAGGCCGUGGAGGAAGGUGACAACAGCGAGGAAGACUCUGGUCUAUCAGCGGGGUCUGCAGGAGCCAGCAGUGCCCCUCCCACCACCAUUGUCUCACCUAAUCAGACUUGGGACUCAGGCGGUGGGCGGGAUGGAGGGGUUGCCAUGGAGAAUGGAGCACGUGGAGGGGCUUUGCCUGAAAACUGGGAGCUGGCGUUCAGUGACACAGGCGAACCCUAUUACAUCAACCAUAACUCAAAGACCACGAGCUGGCUGGACCCAAGGACUCAGGGCAAAGAGAUUGUCAGCAAGACGGAGUUACCUGCAUUCACAGACCAACCAUCUGAACUGAAGGGCUAUUCCAUACACACUCGCCUGUCGAAAGGGCCUCGUGGGUUUGGCUUCAACAUUGUGGGUGGCAGUAGACCUCGGGAGUUCCUGCAGGUGUACAGCGUCACCCCAGGAGGCCCUUCUGCACUCAAAACAGCGGACAUCCUGGUGUACAUUAAUGACUCAUGCGUGCUGGGUCUGUCCCAUAAAGAAGUGGUAGAAAUGCUGAAAUCCGUCCCCAUGGGUCACAGUGUGGAUGUGGUUCUUCGCCGAGGUUACCCCAUGCUCUACAACCCUGACGGCUGCCCCAAAACCAGCCUGUCUUCCCCUUCUGACCCAACCAGUGCCAACCCUGCAGCACCCAGUUCUGCUCAAUCCCAGGUUCAACAUCCUGAUGGACACCAACCUGGCUUGGUGAACCUCAAUCGCUCCAUGUCCCACCACAACAACUUCUACCCCCGCAUGCAGAAAGAGUCCUUGGAUGCUAACGGGAACACAGCACCCCAGCCUUCCUACUCAAUGGUCAAUGGAAAUGGAGUGGGAGGGACUAUAGGACUGGGGGCGGUGCCUUUAUCAAAUGCCCCUCCCCCAUCAGAGCGAAUGAGCUCUAGUCACAGCGAUACGGAGGUCAGCUCUGUUGUCACGCGCAGAGCUUCCCUUGUCCGAAGCUACAACAACAACACUCUUCCAGCUCCUUCUCAUGCCCAUCAUAGUUCCAAGUCUUCCGAGAGUGAUCUCUCCUCUGCUGCGCUCCCCCUGCCUCAGCCUGAGGUGGGUCCUACCGCCCCGCCACCAGGAGCGCCUAGCACCCAGCGGCCUCCCAUGCCCCAAACAUCUCUUGCCGUCGCACCCCCAACCGAGCACCCACCCUGUGGUUUCAACGGGUGUCCAGCCAACAAUCCCCCGCGACCUCUUCCGGGUGGCCUAGGGUCCCCCGGAGCCCCAGGUGGGGUAGGCUGCGGGGGAGGGGGUGAGCUGGUACCUGUGGCCUUGGGCAGGAGCGAGGGAGGGGGUAUGGGUUUCAGUGUGACGGCUGGGGGGCAAGGAGGGCAGCUGGCGGUGGUGAAGAGAGUCUGGGACAGACGACAGUGCCCCUCCUUACAGCCAGGGGAUGCCAUUAUUAAAAUCAAUGGCGCUGAUGUGCAGAGCCUCAGCUUCGCACAGGUGCAGCGGGUGCUGCAAGAGCAUACCAAACAGGGUGAGGUGGUCUUACUGGUUUACAGAGGAGGUCCUCUUUGCUCCCCAGGCUCUCCAAAUGCCUAUAAAAGACCUCCUCCCUCCCUGGGCACCCCAGAUCUGACCUCGCCCUCCUCCGAUGGUGCUGUGCCUAGCCAGAGUACCCUUUCUCCCUCCUCGCCCUGCGGUGACCUCCCCAACCUGGUCCAAAGCACCAGCUUCUUGGACUCAGUGCCCGUGACCCUGACCCUAGAGCCCCGGGACUGGUUAGGGGUUGAGGACGGACCUGCUCAGUGGACCCGUACUGCUGCCUCUAACCUCGGCGCAGUAUCCAAAAGCCAUGUAGAUGCGAGGGGAGUGGUCUCUUCCAGAGCGAUGGAGGUGGAGUUGAGACGGAGACCAGGAGAGGGAUUCGGGUUUGUCAUCGCAUCACAGGAUGUAGUGAAUGGAACCUCGUCUCUAGUGUCUCACAGGUUUGUGACGGUGCGACGGGGGAGUCCAGCGGCACGCAGUGGUCAGAUCCAGCCGGGGGAUCAGUUGGAGGCCGUGGAGGGCAGAUCAGUGGUCACGCUGCCUCACAGAGACCUCGCACAGAUACUGCGCAGAGCUGGAAACACGCUCAGACUCACCAUUAUACCACGCUCUCACACUAACAAUAAUCUGCCUGAAUACCCUGACUUUGAUGCCGAGAGCCGGUUAAGAAAAGGGCACCGAGCCAAGCAAAAGGAUUCCCAAUUUUAUAGCGUUGAUCUGGAGAGGGGACCAACAGGGUUUGGUUUUAGUUUGCGAGGUGGAAGCGAGUAUAACAUGGGUCUGUAUGUACUUGGUCUGAUGGAGGGCGGACCGGCCUCACGCAGUCAGAAAAUUCAGGUGAGUGAUCAGCUGGUGGAGAUCAAUGGAGACAGCACAGCCGGGAUGACACACAGCCAGGCCGUGGAGCAGAUCCGAAAGGGAGGAGCAUGGAUACACCUUGUACUGAAGAAAGGCAACGGAUAUGUGCCGGAUUAUGACCGUGAAUCUGGAGUUGUUUCCCCCUCCUCCCUCUUCUCCGAGGAGCCACGUGUGGCUGCAGUAGAUCGCUCUCCUCCGAGGAGCAGCAGAUUGUUGGAUGACAGUGGACGAGAGAGGAGAGAGAGGAGGGGGAAGGGAAGGAGGGAAUCGGAGGGAAGGAGCAGAGGAAGAGGAGCGGAGGAGGGCAAGCGGGGCCAGGCAGAGGAUGUUAGCACCGCUGGUAGCUCCCAGUCGGCAGGAAGAAGAAGAGAGCAACAGAUGCGUUCGCGGAGUUUACCUGGCACGUUGAGGGGCCAAGAGAGGCCGCGGAGAGAAGAGGUGGAGGACGGCACACGGGAGGAAAGGAAGGGAGAGGGGGAACGACGAAGGGGAAGGCAGAAAAGCAAGAGCAUGGGCGAGAGAAGACGAAAAGUGAAGGAUGUUAGUUCAGAAAGAGAAAACGAUCUCCCAGAGAGGGAGAAAGAGAGUGUCGGAAGAGAAAAGAGGGAUAACAACGGAACCAGCACAACGGAGUUCACACAGCGCGCACCUUUCUCCUUCCUCAUGCCUUUGGACAAUGACGAUGAUGGGUCAGGUGCAGAAUCGGCUCACAGCUUCUCUGAAGUCAGCGUGUCUGCAGCCAGCAUCGCAUUCUCGACUCAGUGGCCUCUGGAUCCUCCCCGCCCUCUACAGGCCCCUGGAUCUUCGACAGCACCUCCGGGACCCUGGCUAGUCCCCAGCCCUCACAAACUCUCUCAGGUUUUAGAGGGGAAAAGGCUGAGCCAGAAUAAGGGAGGACUGUGGUCCUAAUGCUAAUUCCCUUAAAAGGAUAGUUCACCUAAAAACUCGCACUCAUGUCGUUUCAAUCCUGUAUGAUUUUCUUUCUUCGGGGAGAAAUUUAGAAGAGUUGUACUGGCUGCUCUUUUCUACAUGAAUGAAUAGAAACUGAAGCUUUUAAACUUCAAAAAAAGAUGCAAUACCACCAAAAAAAAUGUUUUUAUAUGACUUGUGUACUAUAUUCCAAGUCUGCUGAAGUCAUAGGCUCUGUCCCAAAUGGGACCCUAAAGCCGCGUUCACACCAAGGAUGAAAAAUCUAACGAUAUCUAUAAAGUUUUAUUAAUCAUUCUAAUUCUGUGAGAAUAGUGGAGUCCACACCACAACUAUAACGAUAAUGAAGCGGGAAGAAUAUCAUUGGAAUCACUUUCAGAAUGUUUUUUUUUUUUUGAGCUGAUGAACAAUAAAAAACAUUGGCAGCCAACCAGAAUCCAUUGUGCUUUAAAGAGCUCAAAACACGACUUAAGUGAAACGCGUGAUUUAAUAAACAGAACGUCAUCAUCUGUUGGUGUGGAUGCCAAAUAUAGUUAUUGUUAUAGUUAUCUUUAUAGUUAUCGUUCUUGCUGUGAAUGUGCCUUAAGCCUUCGCUGUCUUCCUCCAAGUACACAGUUUUGUGACGUGAUGCCACUUUGACUGUCGGGUCGAAGACUGCUGUGGAGCUAGUACGGCCCGAUUCGAUUUUUGUGAAUCGAAUCAACUGAUUCAUUGAAAAAAUCUGACUCCUAAGAACAGUUUGUUAAUGAAUCAGACAUUGCUGCUUCUCUCAUUAAGAGAGCUAGGGCAGAUUUCAGUAAAUAGAGAUGCAGUCCCUUUUAUCUUUGUUCAGUGAAUUUUUGCAGGCAAAAUCCAGUCAUUUCAAUAGGAAUCCACGUGAUCAGGAAUUUCACAAAAAGGCCAAAAGAUUUCCCCACACAGGUUUUGCAUUUGGUUCAGUUGGUCAUGCAGACAAGGUUGACCAGCAGAAAGCUGCUUGGUUUAAAAGUGACUUCUGUGUGAGUGGUGUUUCAUUCAUCACUACACUGUUGACAGUAGACAAUGAAUCUAUUUUGCCUGCAAAAUUUCACUAAUGUGACCGCAGCUGAGAUAUUGGUUGUUUUUCACACAAAGAUAUUACAUAAGGGCUUUUCACACUUGAAAUAGUUAACCCUGGGUCAUUCUAAACCGCAGGUAAACAGAAUCCUGGGUUAUCUUUAUUCACAUUCCACACUGCUCACAAUAUACCCGGGGUUAACAGUUAAUCCUGGGUAUUAAUAAGCUGCUGUUUCACAUUGCACAUUUCUAAACCCGGGGUUAAAGUCCUUAUUUGAAUAUUCGCAGUAUCAGUGUUACUGACUGGACAAACGCAGCACGUGACCUAAUUACAUAAAGGCUUCUAGCAUUGCGCGUCGUCUGAUAACACAUUGCUGACUGUAAUAUCAAGUUUUUCUGAGUGAACUUUUCGAACUAUAAAGGUAAGAAUGAAACGGUCUCUUCUUCACUCCAAUUGUUGUUUUUUUUCCAUCGCGGUUUGACAUUUUUCCUAUCAAACACAGAAACGACUGCGGUGUUUCCGUGUCUGCCUAAAGCGCGUGAACAUAAGGCACGCGAUUGUUUGUCGGUUGCUAAGCAUCUAGUUGUAACCAUAGACAUCAUAUGAUGUCUAUGGUUGUAACCUUCUAACCAGUGUUGCCAAGUCCGCGAUUUUCCCGCGGAAUUGGGCUACUUUUACACUGUUGCCGCGGGUUGUUUUUAAUAUCUGUGGGUUGAAGCGACCCCAAAUAACAUGAUAUUUAGCUCCUGGGAUGCGCAUUUUACCAGGGAAUCCCGCCAAAAACGCGGAUUUUACCCCCCAGAACGCGAUUUUUUUUACCGUGGGUAAAAAAGGGGGGCGGGUCUUUGCGAAUGGUCAAAUGGGCGGGUCUUGUUUUGAAAACCUGGCAACCCUGAUUUUAACACCGCAUCAUUUCCCACACUGUACAAGUUUGGCACCGCAAAAGAGCACCUCUAAACCAAGGUUUCAUAACCCUGGGUAAAAAGCAGUGCUAACCCCGCAUCUAGAUUACAAGUGUGAAACGCUCCCUUACCUGGGGUUAAAAACGGUGUUUGGAACGACGAUAACCCGGGGUUAAGCGCAAUGUGAAAAGCCCUAUAUUGACUUUAUUAACAUAUUGACCGAAUACAGUUCUCAAGCUACUUUUAUGAUACUUUCAUGGUGCUUUUGCAUCUUUUUUGAAGCUUGUCUUCAAAAUUUCUCCUUUUGUAUUUCAUCGAAGAAAUACAGUCAUACACAACAUGAGUGUUAGUAAAUGCUGACAGAUUUUUUACUUGGUUUUGGGGGUGGGGCGGGGGUAAACUAUCCCUUUAAAUCUCUCUUCUCUUCUCUUUUCUCUCUCUCUCUCUCUCUCUCUCUCUCUCUCACACACACUCAUACAGCCUCUCCAGCUCCGUCUUUAUAUCUGUGGUUUUCAGUACACCACCAUCCUAUCAGUUCCUCUUCCGUCUCAAAUCCAUAUAUAAAUGGUCCUGUGUGUGUGUUUUAUUGGUAUCAUCCAGAUACCGCAGAGAUCUCCCAUCCAGGCCGAUCAAGACUUGAUUUUAUCGCCAUCUAGUGGCCAAGGAGAGAAAAUGAGCAAAUGCUUGCCAUUACGUUGUGGCUAGCGUGACAGUAACUGCAAGGUCAGUUAGUAUGCGUCUGAUUCAUGGUGUCCUUCAUAGCAUGUCUUUUUCAUGUCAUUUGACAUUUUUAUUUUGCAUAUUUUCCAUUUAUUUUCAUAAGAAUGCAACAAAAAUUCUAUUAUAAAAAAAAGAUGAUUUAUUUAAAACACGGUUGCUCAGUCGUGCCCCUGAAGAGCUACACUUCUGAAAGUAAACUAGAUUGAUCUUCAGGACCAGGACUAAGCACCCUCGAUUUAAGAGAUUUUUAUUAGCUGCUUGCUGUUUGUGACUGGACUAUAACCCCUCCCCUGCUGUGUGCGCAGUGGUCUUGCUGUUGAAAGAGGGGGGGGAAGGAAGAUAACAGAACUAAAGUUUUAUUAUAAGGCCAGUGAGCCGUAUCAAACCUCUCCAGGUGCCUUCUGCUUCUUUAGCCAGUGUUUACCAAAAAAAGAGAAACAAAUACAAGUAAAAGAACAUAAGACGUAGCAUAGUAGAAAGUGUGCAACACAAUACUGUUCUGCCUCUUUAACAUCUAUAUCUUUGCAAGACUUGGUUCACGAGUUGGGGAAAAUAUUCUGCACACGCUCUGCGAUACUUCAGCUAAGUGAGUCAAAGUGAAAGAGAGCCAUUACAAGUGCCUCAUGCGAUAUUCCUUUAUACGAGACAUAGAAUUCCCUCAAGCUCAAAAUCAGGACCCAAAGUUUUGAUUUUUUUUUUUUUUUUCCCAUUGUGAUAAUUUUUGCGUUUGUAUGCUUUCUGAUUCAAUUUUUCAGGCCCAUUUCAUUGCCCUCGACAUUUCAGAAAAAUUAUGAAAACAAGAAAACGAAGGCCUGAUCGGUCCUCAUCCCCGAGCCCUCCACCAAUCAGCAUCGAGCAUCAUGCGGAAUCUUCAUUUCAGGAGACAAAAAGAAAAAAACAAAAAACAAAAAAAGAAGAAGAAAAAAAGGGCAUUUUGAUACAGGUCUUCUAUGCAUUUUGUAAGACUUACUGAUCAAAAAUUGCGGUAGGAAUUUUUCUACCUAAGAUAUGAGAUUCGUAAUUUUGUGUACUGUUAAAAUACACAGGCAGGUUGGUGAAUUGAAACCGAUAAUUUAAAGGAGAUCCGGUGAUAAUCAGACAUGCUGUACCACCAGCUUAUGCAUUGAUCUUUACCUCAGAACUGUCUGAGCAAUAAGUGCUAUCUCUUUCUGUUCAGUGUCAUACCAAGCAAAGCUCAUCGAAAAGCUGAGUGAUAGAAAUAUGCACGGUAAAAAUCAUCUGUGAUAAAUUAAUUGGAAUGAAAUGCAUCCCUAUAGACAUACAUUUGGUAUUUUAAAAUAAUAUAGUAUUUUAUCAAAUAGAUUUUAAUUUAUUUAAAUAUUCUAAAGUUACAUAUUAUAAAUCAGACAUUAAUUUAUCACUCGAGAUCUUUACUGUGCUGUAACAUAUCAAUAAAUGCUUGCAUAUAGAAGAUCACAUGCGAGUUCUGUUGCCAUACACAGCCUGUAAGCAUUUAGCAAUUUGCGAUUCGGAAAAGUGAUACAAUGAUCUUAAGUGUUAACACUUUAAAUCAGGGCUCUUACACGAGUAUUACACAUACAUCUGAGGUGUUAUCUGAAGCUCAGAAUCCUCAACCAGCCUGGGUAUUGAUGUUGACUUUGUACCCAAUUAUCCCAUUGGCAUCAGCACGUACUGUACAGAAACUGGGAUGAGCCUUGUAAAUGUUUCGUUUCGGGUUUAUUUUUGUGAGGGGGAAGAUUUGGAUUGUUUUCCAAAACGUUAAUAGAUACUGUAGCAUUUCCCUUACUGUAGCAGAUCUUAUAAGCAAGCUUAUUGUACAUAAUUAUAGACAUUGGACAUAUCUUUUUUUUUCUCUCUCUCUCUCUCUUUUUUUUUUUUUUUUUAAAAAUCCCCCAGUGUUUCACAUAUCAGAAAUAUACAGCACUGUCGAGAUGUGCUACAUUUCAAACCGAGGUGCCCAUUGGCUUGACGAGAAGCUUGAUAUUUAAAAUGAUUCUUCUAAUUCAGUCUUGCAUGUCUGUAGUGAGUAUACUAGUUUUAAUAGCACUGGCCCUUACAAUUGAAAUCAAAAGUCCCAAUGGCAUGAUAAUGUAUUCCACAGCCCAGGAGGCCAAUCGCAAUGUUUUAUAGAACAUCUGUUGUCUGUUUCAAAUUAUUCAAAUUGUGGAAUCUGAUCUGACAGCUUGAUUGCCCCCUAGUGCCCACCAUGGUUUUUGCACAGCCCUCUUUUAUAGCCCUCUUCAUGAUGUCUUUAACAACAUAUUAAAAGCAAGAUUUAGAGAUACAAAGACCUCAAGUAUGUAGUCCACAAUGAUAACAAUUAGCAUGCCCACCAAACAUUGUCUCGCCCCGUAUAGGUUUCCUCGUACCGGAGACAGUUUAGAUCCUUAGAUGUUCAGUAGUCAGAGAUGUAGUCUCAAAAACGAGCCAUACUCUGAGCCAACCGAUAUAUGAAUAGCCUACAACAAUGCAAUGUUUUUUAUAAUAAUGUCUGCAAGGUUCCUAUCAGUGCAAAUGUGCCAUUUAAAUGCUAAUCAAUGAUGUCAUACUCUUUUCCUCUACCGAGAGAAAUGCAGAGGGGCAACGUUUGUCCCUCUGAGUUUGACGCUUUUAAAAUGUCAAAACACGAACUAAGUGUUUCAGCUUUGAAUUUUCAACUUGAAUUUGCUAUAUUGGCCUUGUAAGGAGUCAGCCAUUGUACAGAACAAGAACAAUUUUAUUUGUAAAGAGGAAAGAAAAGGAGAUGUUUUUAUAUCUAUAUUCUAGAAAUAUAGGAUAAAAGUCAGCAGGGGUGUAAAGUACUUGAGCGAUUGUACUUCAUUGUUAUGCCUAAGUAUUAUUUAAAAACUGAAUAUUUAUACUUUUGCAAAAUCACAUUUCUGUGAGGGGGAAAAAAAGUCAUACUUUUUAUUGCUUCUUACAAUUUAAUUGAGAUCUUAAGUGCAUAUUACACUGGCCAUUAUGAUGAAAUACGUUAAAAGGUUUAAAUGUUUUCCAAUUAUGGUCAUUUGUCCUUGUGAAGAGACACAAAUCUUCAUCUUUUGACCUAAAACAAUGCAUUUUUUUUGUUAUAUAUAUAUAUAUGCAUUGUUGAAGACUAAUGGGAAAACACAGUUCAGUCUGAUCAGUCUAUAAAUCAGUCUUUUCGAUACUUGAAAUAAAGCUGAAUAAAAAUGAGAAAUGUUGUCUUGGUAACUAUUAGAAAUAUAAAAAAAAACUAGUAAAUGGCAAAAGCACAUAACAAAAUUUCAAAUACUAAACAAAAUGAAAUCCAAAAUACUAAUCAGUACUAAAUAACACUGAUAUAAACAACUAUACUUGUGUGUCAAACAACAUCUUCAGCUUCUGCUUAAUUUAACGUUUAACAAUUUCAGACUUUUUUAAAAGAAGUUGUGUGUCAUAUUUCCAGAACAUUGAAAAUAUGACUAAAUGGGUUGCUCUGCACAGCUUGGGUUGUUUUGAAAUGUUUCUCUUAAAAAAGCUUAAAUGAGAAAAUGUCCAUUGUCUCUUGAUUUGAUUUCUAAAGCUAAGAAGUUGUUUACUUUUAAAUGCCAAGUAGAACUUUUGUACUUUCACUCAGAUGCGUUUUUGGCUAGAUACUGUAAAUCUUUGGCACCGUACUCAUACUUCAGUAUAAUUUCUCAGUGCUUUUUACACCCCUUUGUGCCAGACAGCUCAACCCAUGAUAAUGAAAGCAGAGGACAUUCUGUUGUAUAAAGGAAGUAACCACUGCACCAGUAGAGACCUCGCUGAGGCAGCCGCCCAGUCUGAAUUCUUGACGUGAUCUUUUUCUCCAUUGGUGCUGAUCCUCCAACUGGCUGGCUGCGGUGGCUAUUUCGCUUUCCCUCAUUCAGUGCAUAUGGAGGUCACCACUCACAAGCCAGCGGAAAGCAGUUAAAACAAUUUCAAGUCUUCGGAUGGGGCCAAAAAUUGUGUAAAGGUUCUACUUCCUUUAGCAUAAGUGUCCUCUCCUUCAUUUUGACUUAGUGUAGAAAGGACUCUAAAGUAUAGAAAAUGAGGAAGCAGGCAGCAGUGUGUUGCAGAUUUUUACCUGCCGGGUCUGAAGCGAGACCUCGAGUAGCCGUUAUUUCAGUGGCGCCCUCUACAGGGAAGAUGCUGAGUGUGUAAAUAGCAGUCCGUGAGGGGACACCUUGAACACAGAUGUACAGGUUUUUAAUUGUUGCUCUUGAUAUGUAUGAAGAUACUGUAUUGUUUUUGAAUGCAUCAACAGGGAGUUUUGAAUUAUGAAUAAUGACAUGCAGUUAAAGAAAUAAACUGAAUAAAACUAAAUAAAAGA
Molecule: messenger RNA, 11197 nt
Organism: Megalobrama amblycephala (Wuchang bream)
Lineage: Eukaryota; Metazoa; Chordata; Actinopteri; Cypriniformes; Xenocyprididae
Gene: magixa
Product: MAGI family member, X-linked a
Exons: 17
Coding region: 316-4242 (1308 amino acids)
Biological process (GO): signal transduction
Cellular component (GO): cytoplasm
Molecular function (GO): protein binding
Source: RefSeq, a predicted model, not a curated record